CAGGAACUGAAAACUCAGCUGUGUGUAGAUCGGUCUCGUCGAGGUGAUCUGAAGAUUAUUCUCUGGUAUACUGAACACCUCUUCAGCGCAUCUCAUUAAAAUAGCCAUUUUCACACCAACCAGCGGUCAACCUUCAGGGUUGUUAUUCAAAGGUCUGAACAUGGUCAUCUGCUCAGUUUUUCUCUGUCUGGCAUUUUUGACUGCGGGUGGUGUGUUUAGUGUUGAUGCGGAUGACAUGCAGUCAGUGUCAGUGAUGGAGGGAGAAAAUGUGACUCUACACACUGAUGUUUUUAAACAGAGAGAUGACAAGAUAAUGUGGUAUUUUGGGCCUGAAAACACAUUUGUUGCAAGAAUGAACGGAAAGGCCAGCAGCACCAUGUAUUCAGAUGAUGAGAUGUUCAGAGACAGACUGAAGAUGAACAAUCAGACUGGAGAUCUCACCAUCACACACAUCACAUCUCAUCACUCUGGACUUUACACACUGAAGAUCAGCAGCAACAAUAAAGUCUCAUACAAGACAUUCAAUCUUACUGUCAGUGGUGAGUCUCUCCUGUACAAAGGAAAUGACAUCAGCAAUACAAUCAGCAAACAGACUGAAGAUCUCGACACUGACGUCUGUCACACGUGUUCAGAUUCUCCUCCCGUGUGGGUCAUAGUUGCAGUUGUCAUUGCUCUUGUGAUCUGUGUGAUCUUCUUGAGCAUCAUCAUCGUUGGCUACAAACGCAGAAGAAUGUCUUAUAAAGCAAGCGUUUCAGAGACAGUAUAUGCUCCAGUGAGUGAUAAAGGGAGCAGCAUGUCCAGCAGCUCAUCUGAACAGUCAAACUCUUCAAUGUUACCAAAUGAACAGGAAAAAAAGCUCAUGCUGUACUGACUAAGACACUGUGAAAUGUCCACCUGCUGGACCACAUACAGUAUAUUAUAUCCCUCCCUUUACCUGUAUUCUUUUCCUGUCCGAUGGAUCACCACCUUAUCGCGGUGGAUGGGUUUGAGUGCUUCAGUAAUCCUUUGUGCUUUGUUGUCUAAAGCAUUAGCUCCUGGUGAUGACACCCUUGACAAAUUGGUCCCAGGUGAGAGGCCAGACGAAGAGUGGUCCAAAACAUUCCUUAAAGUGAUAGUUCACCUCAAAAUGAGAAUUCUGUCAUCAUUUACUCACAUCCUCUCAUCAUUUCAAACCUGUGCGAGUUUCUUUUUUCUUCAGAGCACAAAAGAAGAUAUUUUGAAGAAUGUUGAUACACACAAAAAACCUUGGUCAUCAUUGACUUCUAUUGUACAGACACAAAACCAAUGCAAGUCAAUGGAAACCAAUGGUUUUCGUUCAUCAACAUUCUUCAAAAUAUCAUCUUUUGUGUUCUCCAGAAAAAAGAAACUCACACAGGUUUGAAAUGAAGAGAGGAUGUGAGUAAAUGAUGACGGAAUUCUCAUUUUGAGGUGAGCACUUCAAUGUGUGGAAGGGAGCUCAUCUCUGGCCCACACGAUCCACUCUCCUGCACACUUUAGUCAGGGUUUUCCUGCAUUGAGAAUUUGGAGAUGAUCACCUCAAUCAAAUUUUCAAGUUUCAAGGUGAAUGUAUUUCUGAAGCACAUUUAAAAACAACAGAAGUUGACCAAAGUUGUGUAAACUAAAAUGAUAAAACCGACAACAUUAUAUUAAGAGAUACUGAACAUAGAAGAAGAUAUUUAUGUUGCUUUUAUAAAACUGCCUUAGAAGAAUACAUUACUGGUGUGAGCGUCAUGGACAUGAGAUAAAAACGCUCAGAGAAUUUAUCUGUUAAGAAUAUAUUGAACCAUUUGUUUAUAUUUUACUAAACCCUUGUUGAUAGAGUUUACACAUCAGAAAAAUAUCAGUCUAUGAACGAGUUUUCUAUUUUAAAAAAAAGGAAAUAAACAUGCGUUAUGGACGUGACAAAAAAGGGCACAGUUUUUGGGAGACGAAACCUGCACAAAUGCACAAACCUGAAGCAAUAACACCCAAUGAAUGAAGAAGAGAUGUUGCUUUAUAAAAGAUAAAGUACUAACUUUACUUAAAUGUUGUUUUGUCCAUUUUUGAGGAAUAUGGACUGUUAUGGACGGGAUGAUCCUAAAAAACGUGCACUUAUCUGACUAUGAAAAACGUGCACUAAAAAUAAAACAAAUGCUUUAAAAAGAAGCACAGUGGUUUUAAAGAGAAACAAAUAAUGCAAAAUAUUGCUGGAUUGUUGACAAGUUAAUGUUCACUUAAGUACCUACAAAGGGAGUUUGGACUGGCGUAAGGAAAUGCAUUCGAAAAAUGAGGAAAUAAUAGUGAGAGAGAUGAAAUUGGCUAGUUGCACAAGAUGGCGCCGGUGAGCUUUUUUCGACGCCAGAGUCGGCAGAGUAAUUUCCGGUCGUAUAGCACUGUAUGGGGAAAGGAGGGUUUUCGCCGGCAAAUUUGGGUGUUUUUAGAUUUAAGAAAAAGAAGAAAGUAAUAUAUCAGCGAUGCGACAGAUCCUCUUUACAUUGCGGAGCACUUUUAACUCGAUAGUGUUAUACGACCGGAAAUUAGUCUGCGGACUCUGGUGUCGCAAACGCUCACCGGCGUCAUCUUUUGCAGCUAAAGAAGUGAUCAUCACUGGGGGGUUUUUUCGUGGACUUAUAUCAUAAAGCAACAAUACAGCAUUCCACGGACAGGUUUUCUGCUUCUACCUCAUUUGGGGUGAUAAGUAUGUCUCCCCUUUAUCAUUUUCCUUUGUCUUAUAAAUUCUCAGUUCCUAAUGAAAGACAGACUGUGUAUAAUUUGUUUAAUAACCAAAUGUAUUUUUACAAUAACAACCUGAAAUUAUGA
This is a messenger RNA of Triplophysa rosa, 2799 nucleotides long. RefSeq names its product natural killer cell receptor 2B4-like. The record is from RefSeq and is a predicted model, not a curated record. The transcript has 5 exons. NCBI's taxonomy places the organism in Eukaryota, Metazoa, Chordata, Actinopteri, Cypriniformes, Nemacheilidae. The coding region runs from base 161 to 871 and encodes 236 amino acids.